GAGAUAAAAGGGAAGUAAAAUAAAAAAAUAUUUGUUAAAUUAUUUUUCUUUUUAAUUAAUUAUAGUUUUUUUUAAGAGAUUAGAUUAAUUAUAGUUAGUCAUAGUUAUAAAUUUAUAAUGCAUCAUACAUGGCGGAAUCUUAUUGAAUAGUGGUAUCACCGCCUAGUGUUGGUGAUGGGCAAAUUUGGUUCCUUUCUGUGGCAUGCACCUAACUAAUAAGACGUCAACUUUGAAGCUAAACCUGUUAUUGAUUGCCACUUAAGAUUUUUUCAGAAAAUUUUCAAACCUUUCUUUAUUGGUAAUCUUUCUUUUCUUAUUUACCAAAAAAAAAAUUGUCAAAAAUUAAAUAAAUAAAAGAUAAGCAAACAAAGAGGUCAUAACAAAGUUUCUCAAAAAGUUGGAUAAGGGUAGGAUAGGAAGUUCAAGGAAUAAAAAGAACUAGAAGCAGUAAAAGGUAAUAUAUUUGGCAGCCUACCAUUUUUACUUUUCGUGCGGUCAUUUCCUCCCUUGAAUCCCACGCUUCCCAGUUCUGCAGUUCCCGCUCAAUCUUGGAGGCUUGUUUUGCUGCUGAUCGCCAAAAGGAACAAAACAAAUGGCUCUAUCAGAAGAUGAAAUCACGAGGCUUUACAGAAUUCGAAGAACGGUGUUGGAAAUGCUGAAAGAUCGGGAUUACUUAGUUACAGAAGCUGAGAUCAACAUGACAAAAGAACAAUUCAAGAGCACAUAUGGAGAGAACAUGAAAAGGGAAGAUCUUGACAUCAAUAAAGAAAAGCGGAGUAACAGCUCUGAUCAGAUAUAUGUCUUCUUCCCUAAUGAGGCAAAGGUUGGGGUAAAUACAAUGAGGGACUACACCAAGCGCAUGCAAUCGCAGAAUGUGUUCAGAGCAAUCUUGGUGUCUCAAACAAAGCUGACUCCUUUUGCAAAUAGAUGUAUAAGUGAGAUGUCUACAAGGUUCCGCAUGGAGGUUUUCCAGGAGGAAGAACUGUUGGUGAAUAUUAAAGAGCAUGUUCUAGUUCCCGCGCAUCAGGUGCUUACAAAUGAGGAAAAGAAGAGUUUGCUGCAGAGGUAUACCGUGAAAGAAACACAGCUUCCUCGGAUGCAGGUGGUUGAUCCAGUUGCAAGGUAUUACGGGCUUUCACGUGGACAAGUUGUGAAGAUAAUCAGGCCAAGUGAGACUGCCGGAAGAUACGUCACCUACCGUUAUGUUGUGUAAUGCUUUUGUUGCGGGUUGAAAUUUGAAUUGCAAGUGUUAUGUAUAAAUGGGGCUCAUAUCUAAGUCUUGGUAGAUUGGGAAUUUAGGGACCUUUUAUGAUGUUUGAACUCAUCUUUGUGAUCCUCAGUAGUGCGUUUGGUUCUGAACUCCAGUAGAUGUUGUAGCCUUCUAGGUAUGGUUAAGUGAAGCUGAUUCAGUGACUUCAUCAGUUUUUCCCUUUCAGCCCUUUUUGUUUUCUUUUCCAAUAAUGAUUUGAAUUCAUCUU
Rosa rugosa (rugosa rose) is the source of this 1478-nucleotide messenger RNA. Its product is annotated as DNA-directed RNA polymerases II and IV subunit 5A-like. Gene Ontology annotation, biological process: DNA-templated transcription. Lineage: Eukaryota; Viridiplantae; Streptophyta; Magnoliopsida; Rosales; Rosaceae. Gene Ontology annotation, cellular component: RNA polymerase I complex; RNA polymerase III complex; RNA polymerase II, core complex. Gene Ontology annotation, molecular function: DNA binding; DNA-directed RNA polymerase activity. The record is from RefSeq and is a predicted model, not a curated record. The transcript has 5 exons. The coding region runs from base 593 to 1213 and encodes 206 amino acids.